This is a messenger RNA of Radiomyces spectabilis, 832 nucleotides long. RefSeq lists its product as uncharacterized. Lineage: Eukaryota; Fungi; Mucoromycota; Mucoromycetes; Mucorales; Radiomycetaceae. The record is from RefSeq and is a predicted model, not a curated record. The coding region runs from base 145 to 612 and encodes 155 amino acids. The transcript has a single exon.
CUAGAAAAGCAUAGUGCAGCAGAGAAAGAGGAAGGACACAAUACUGCCAAGCCGAUAACAGAAAAAAAAAACCUACCAUCAGGGCAGACAACCUCAUAUCAUACUUGAUGAGCAAGUAACCCCUUAUUUCCGUUACAUCUCAGAAUGUGUUACGUUGAAAAGCUUGGAAAGAGCAACCGUAUUACCAUGAUGUAUUCCUUGUGUAUUGUAAACAAUAUAAACAGCAUUGGUACGUGCUUGGUUUAUUCUAUGGAACAAACUACUUGCCAUUUACUUUGGCAACCCGAUCUACGCACUGCGCGCAUGCAACUUAUUCCUUCGCAUUCCUCACUUAAAAAAUUGCAUACCCACGAAAUAAAUAAAAAAACAAUUUGUCGUUUUUCUAACUCCGCGCUAUUUUUAUUUUUUGAACAAAAGGGUGAUCAGGUCAGUGGCAAGUCUUUAAUUCGGGUUUUUGCAAUGAUUCUGAAGAAAGAUAUAAUUCAACAUAAGCAAAAGAUAAUAGCUAUGUUUCCACAGCGUCACAGAACUUUCUACAAACACGCUAGCGUAAGGGACUUAUUUCCGCCCCAGGAAACGACAAAUAAUUUUAUGAAGCUUGUCAGUCCGUGAGGUGUAAACGGGGGGUGACCGUAUUUCCUUUCGUAUUAUCCGGCGUCGCAUGGCAAAGACAAUGUCAAUGCACUACAGUGAAUGUGGUGAUGCUUCAAUUUUUUUUAUUACCAUGCAUACACCUCACCUGUCUUCGUACAAAGUUAAGGUUAAGAAACAGUUGUUGUGCAUGGGAACAUAAGCUAACCGGAUAUGGUGAUGAUUUCCGACCUUUUUUUUU